This is a messenger RNA of Mytilus trossulus (common blue mussel), 510 nucleotides long. RefSeq names its product oncoprotein-induced transcript 3 protein-like. Lineage: Eukaryota; Metazoa; Mollusca; Bivalvia; Mytilida; Mytilidae. Bases 1 to 510 code for a protein of 169 amino acids. The record is from RefSeq and is a predicted model, not a curated record. The transcript has 4 exons.
AUGGAAAUCUACAUGGACGGAUGGUACAAAUUUAGUGGGAACGAAAACCUGCCAACUUAUCCUCUUAAGUCAGGACAGUGUGGUUCAUCUUCUCCUAUCUGGCUGGAUGGUACUUAUCCAGCAACAUAUGGUGAAAUAUCCUCACUGACAGCAUGCAUGGUAGGAAAUGAUACAGAAUGUGGAAACAGCUGGAAUGUUUCUGUAAUGCAUUGUGAUGGAUACAAUGUUGCACAUCUGAAAUCAUUGUAUUCUAUGGCGGACUGUGGCAGAUAUUGUAUGGAAUACACCAAUGAUCCCUGUUCUAACUACAGCGUUAUAGACUAUGAUUUCACAAGACAUCAAGACUACUUCGACCAUUCAUACAACUGUGAUGACUUUUGGUCAGGAGGGUGGUAUUAUUUUGAAGGUGGUUACAACUUAUCGACAACCCCGGCCAUGUCCGGUCAGUGUGGAUCAUAUUAUCCAAUUUGGAUCAAUGGUGAGACUUAUCAAAUACAAAGUAAACGAUAG